This is a messenger RNA of Medicago truncatula (barrel medic), 510 nucleotides long. RefSeq lists its product as uncharacterized. The transcript has a single exon. NCBI's taxonomy places the organism in Eukaryota, Viridiplantae, Streptophyta, Magnoliopsida, Fabales, Fabaceae. Bases 1 to 510 code for a protein of 169 amino acids. The record is from RefSeq and is a predicted model, not a curated record.
AUGGAGAGCUUUAAAUUUGCUUUCAUUUUGAAGUUAAUGUUAAAGUUGUUUGGUAUCACAAACGAGCUUUCAAAAAUCUUGCAAAGAAAAGAUCUUAAGAUUGUUAGUGCCAUGGAAUUAAUUAAUGUCGUCAAAGCUCAGUUGGCCACAUUGAGAGAUAGUGGUUGGGAUAAUUUAUUUGUUGAUGUACAAGAAUUUUGUGUUGCUAAAGGUAUUUUGGUGCCAAAUAUGGAUGAAGAAAUACCGGUUCGGGGUCGUUCAAGACUAGAAGGGAGGACCGUCACUAAUCUUCACCAUUACCGUGCCGAGAUUUUUUAUGUUGCUAUUGACAAAUUAUGUGUGGAGAUGGAUCAUCGCUUUAGUGAAGGAAGUAACAUUGUACUUGAUUGCUUCUCAUGUCUUGAUCCCAAGAACUCCUUCUCCAAGUUUGAUGUUGAUAAGCUUGCUCUUCUUGCUGAUAUUUAUCAUGCAGACUUUUCUGAUGAUGACCGUGGAACAAUAAGGGAAUAA